Messenger RNA from Pectinophora gossypiella (pink bollworm), 1986 nucleotides. It is a transcript of the gene eIF3d1, whose product is annotated as eukaryotic translation initiation factor 3 subunit D. The record is from RefSeq and is a predicted model, not a curated record. Gene Ontology annotation, biological process: translational initiation. Lineage: Eukaryota; Metazoa; Arthropoda; Insecta; Lepidoptera; Gelechiidae. The transcript is spliced from 10 exons. Bases 111 to 1763 code for a protein of 550 amino acids. Gene Ontology annotation, molecular function: translation initiation factor activity. Gene Ontology annotation, cellular component: eukaryotic translation initiation factor 3 complex; cytoplasm.
UGAGCGAAGAGGAUUUUUAAUCUGUCCUCUUUUAGAAAGUGUCGUGUGGCAUUCAUGUGGAUUUUUCAAAGAAACGCUAAAUUACAACACACGACGCCAGUUGUUUAGUGAUGUCUGAACACGUGUUGCCGGCCGAAGAGCCGGUUAAGUUCAUCGCGCCAAUAAUUCAGGAUAAUCCCACAGGAUGGGGACCUUGCGAAAUGCCGGAGCAAUUUCGGGACAUGCCUUACCAACCCUUCAGUAAAGGGGAUCGCUUGGGUAAAAUAAGCGAUUGGACUAUGGUACAGGAUAAGAAGUAUCAAAACAAGUAUGCAUCCCAAUUUGGCGCUGGUUCGUCAUAUGCGUACUAUCACGAUGAGGACGAGUCUACUUUCCACCUCGUGGACACUACUCGAGUGCAGAAGCCUCCGUACCAGAGGGGUCGUGCGCGUGGGCAGCGAGGAAGGGGUGCAAGAGGUGCCCGUACACCCGGUGGGAUGACUACCUUGAGCAAGGUAAGAAACCAACGUGACCGCAAGCUUGGCAAGAGAUGGGGCCAGAGGGGUGCUCCUAUGAAAAUCCGAGAUGCGUCUGUGACUGUAAGGCCUACCUGGGUCACCAUUGAAGACAUGGACUUCCCUCGACUUGCUAAAUUAUCCCUUCCUGGAAUUAAAGAGGGUGAAGAUAUUGUAUGCUGCGGUACUUUGGAGUACUACGACAAGGCGUAUGACCGUGUCAAUGUGAAACAUGAGAAGACUCUGCAGCGCAUCGACCGUAUCUUCCAUACGGUAACGACAACCGAUGACCCGGUGAUCCGCCGGCUGAGCAAGACGACUGGCACGGUGUACGCCACCGACGCCAUCCUGGCUACCAUCAUGUGCUGCACGCGGUCCAACUACUCCUGGGACAUCGUCAUGGAGAAGAUCGGCGACAAGCUGUUCUUGGACAAGCGCGACAACACGGAGUUCGACUUGUUGACGGUGAACGAGACGUCUGUGGAGCCUCCUGCAGACGAUGGUAACUCCAUCAACUCGCCACGCAACUUGGCCCUCGAAGCCACCUUCAUCAAUCAUAACUUCAGUCAGCAGGUGCUGAAGUCUGGCACGAACGAAGCGAAGUACAAGUUCCCGGAACCGAACCCGUUCGUGUCCGAAGAGGAGGAGGGCGAAGUCGCCUCCGUCGGGUACCGCUACAGGAAGUGGAACCUGAAUAACGGUGUUGUGUUGGUAGCUCGUUGCGAGCACGAUGCAGUGAUGCAAGGUCCCCAAGGCGAGACCCAGUUCCUGACCAUCAAGGCGCUCAACGAGUGGGACUCCAAGCUGGCCAACGGAGUCGAGUGGAGGCAGAAGUUGGACACCCAGCGCGGUGCCGUGCUCGCUAACGAACUCAGGAACAACUCCUGCAAGUUGGCUAAAUGGACUGUGCAGGCGCUCCUAGCAGGCUCGGACCAGAUUAAGUUCGGCUACGUGUCCCGCGCACAGGUCCGCGACAACUCUCGCCACGUGAUCCUGGGUACUCAGCAGUUCAAGCCCCACGAGUUCGCGGCUCAGAUCAACCUGUCCAUGGACAACGCUUGGGGCAUCUUGCGCUGCAUCAUCGACAUCUGUAUGAAGCAGAAGGAUGGUAAAUACCUAAUAAUGAAGGACCCCAACAAGCCGUUGAUCCGGUUGUACGACAUUCCGGACAACACCUUCGAAUCCGACGCGUCCGAGGAAAGCGGCGAUGAGCCUGCAGACACACCGUUCGCCCCUCUGUACUCUUACGGAAACGCCAAGAGGAUUUAGCCCAUAGUCUCCCUUUUCAACCUCGUAUAACUCAACCAAGUUAUAUACUAGCUUCCAAUCAAGAAAUAACAGGAUUCAACAUACAUACUGUAUUUAUCUGUAUAGUCCAGUAUUUAAAUUUUAUAGAUUCCUUUCCAUUAGCCAUAUAGUCGCAGGUAAUUAAGGAAUUGUUGUAUUCAUUAUGUAUUUUUUAUUCUGCAAAUAUAACUGUGCGGUCACAUUU